GGACAAUAAUGAAUAAUAAUAAUAUACAAUUAUUACUGUAUGACAAAUAUUAGGUACUAAUAAAACAGAAAUAAUUUUACUCUGAGUAAAAAUAGUACUAUAAACUGCAUUGAUAGUUAAGACCAAAAAUGAAGUGUUUACUAAUCAAUCGUAUUGUUUGUGUAAUUUUUGUUAAUUCAGAUACAGGUAAAUCAUUGUUGCGUCCACAAUUACCAGUUGGCAUAUACCGAUUAAAUUUUAAAGGAAUAAUACGUUGUAAUCCAACUAGAUCAAAUAAUAAAUUAAUAUAUGAAUUUUAUCUAAGUAAAAAGUCUGCCAACAUUACAGAACUCAAAGGAAACAUAACCAAUUUAGUACCAUUUGACGAUUCUCUUGAUUUGGAAUUUAAUUUAGCAGUAAAAGAUUCUAUUGGUGGUUGGAAGGAAAAUGCUUUUUUAUAUAAGUCACCCAAAGCUUGUUCAACCCUAAGAAAUAUUUUGGGGCCUGCUUGGACUCAAAUAAUGGAUUCUGCAGGAUGCCCUAAUAUGACAUGCCCUGUUCCCAAGGGUUUUUAUAAAUUAGCAGGCAUAGAUACUGAUACUUUUAUGAAUACCAAUUUCCCCAAAUCGUUUUUUUAUGGAACAUACAAAUUUCGUGUAUCGUAUACUAAAAACAAUGAAGUUUAUGCUUGUUUUACCUUUGUGGUAGAAGUGAAGCGGACUUGGGAAACUGAAUAAACACCUAAUAACAAUACAACACUAAUUAUAUUAUUAAAUAUUAUCCAUGUUCGUUCAUCAUAAAAAUGUUAAAAUAAAUAAUUAUACCUAAUCAUAUUUAUUAUUUUGUUACACUAAAAGUACAUAAUAGUUUUUUGUUUCUAAUACUGUACUAAUCACAAUUUAUUCAUGAAUUUUUAUCACAUUAUAUUAUUUUUGUUAUAUAAAAUAAAAAUUAUAUUA
Aphis gossypii (cotton aphid) is the source of this 938-nucleotide messenger RNA. RefSeq lists its product as uncharacterized. The coding region runs from base 129 to 716 and encodes 195 amino acids. The record is from RefSeq and is a predicted model, not a curated record. The transcript is spliced from 4 exons. Lineage: Eukaryota; Metazoa; Arthropoda; Insecta; Hemiptera; Aphididae.